This is a messenger RNA of Camellia sinensis, 4253 nucleotides long. The record is from RefSeq and is a predicted model, not a curated record. NCBI's taxonomy places the organism in Eukaryota, Viridiplantae, Streptophyta, Magnoliopsida, Ericales, Theaceae.
CCACCUCUCCUCUCUCUCUCUCUACGAUUAUAUAUAAAACCCUAUCUCUAUCCAUCUUCUCUUCUCUCUCAGAUUCUUUUGUUCUUUCUCUCUUCCCCCCUUCUCUCUUCAUCGGUUUCUUCCGUAAAUAUUUUUUACCAAUCGGAAGAUUUCCGACUCUCAGCUUAGCCUAGGGUUUCGUUUUUUUUCUUCGAUCUAUUAUUUUUUUUUGAGAUUUAGUUCCUUGGGUUUAAUUGAUUUAUUAUUUGAAUUUCUGGGUUGUUAACAAUUUUGGAUUAUCAGCUGAAUUAUGAGAGGGGCAGUUGUUGAGCAAUCUCAAGUUGAGAAGACUGAGGAUGUUGAUAAGGAUAAGAAGAAGAAGCGUCGAUCCAAUCGACGAUCCAAACAAAAUUCCUCUGUUUCAGAUUGUUGUUCACUAAAUGAAUUACCUGCAGAACCUUCAGAAGUCAUGGGGAGUAGUGGCACACCAAACGAGCAACAACUGCCUGGAGCAUGUAAUGUUGCUUUUAAUUCAUUGCCAACAAUACAUAUAAAUGAACAAACAGCACCACAGGAGGUUAGAAGUAUGCAAAAUCAGCUACUGUUUUCGUCUGAUUCUGGUGGAAGAAUGCUUUUAAAAUCAUAUCCCAAGACAAUUGCUUGUGAGGAGUCAAUGGGGUUAUAUGCAAGUAAGGAUUUUCUUAUGUUGCAUCAAACCUGUCAUCAGAGAAAAUAUUUUGCUCCUCACUGGUCUGUUGAAUCUGUUAAUGAGGCAUUAGAGAAAGGCAAUGUCUUUAAAGCGCUGUUUCGUGUGAAUGCUCACAACAGACUUGAGGCCUAUUGCAAAAUCGAUGGAGUUCAAACAGAUGUUCUCAUCAGUGGAAUUGCUGCUCAGAAUAGAGCUGUUGAAGGAGACAUUGUUGUGAUAAAAGUUGAUCCUUUCUCAGCAUGGACUAAGAUGAAAGGGUCUACCGGGACUUUCAACAAUUCUGCUCCGUUGGAGGAUUAUAACUCCGUCUCUGAUGCCACUGAGUUGGUUGGUGAUAGCUGCAAAGGAAAAAACAAGGUAGAUGCAGUUUAUGAGUAUGUAAAUGGUAGAAAUGGCUCAUUUUCUCCAGAGAAGGGUUUUCAAUAUGAGGCAGGUUGUUCCAAUGACCGGAAUGAUGUUACAAGUUCAGUAGAGAAGUUGUGUGCACUGAUAAGCUCAUUCCCAUCAAAGAGACCAACUGGCAGCGUUGUGGCCAUUAUUGAAAGGUCUCCUCGUCGGGAUGCUGUUGUUGGAUUUCUUAGUGUUAAGCAGUGCCUUUCUUAUAGGGAAGGUUGCAGUAAGGAAAAUAAGAAGAAAAAGAAUUUAUUGUCAUCUACCAACCGGGAGUACAUUAUGUUGACACCAACUGACCCAAAGUUUCCUAAAAUGAUGGUAUUUGUGAGAGACUUGCCUGAUGUCAUCAAGAAAAGAUUGGAGGAUGGUGAUGAAACAAUAGAAAUGGAACUUGUUGCUGCACAAAUUGAUGAUUGGAGGGAAGAAAAUUAUCUCCCGCAAGCUUGUGUCAUGCAUGUUUUCGGGAGGGGUGGAGAGAUUGAAUCACAUAUUGCUGCAAUUUUAUUUGAAAAUGCAAUUCAGUCUUCUGAAUUUUCUGCUGAAUCACUUUCUUGCCUUCCACGUGUUCCUUGGGAGGUUCCACCGGAGGAACUUAAGAGCAGAAUAGAUCUAAGAAAUAUGUGCAUAUUUACUAUUGAUCCUUCCACUGCGACUGAUCUUGAUGAUGCACUAUCAGUCGAAAGGCUAUCCAAUGGCAUUUUCAGAGUCGGUGUGCACAUCGCUGAUGUAUCAUAUUUUGUUCAACCCGACACAGCAUUAGACAUAGAAGCUCAAAUUCGAUCUACUAAUGUCUAUUUAUCGCGGGGUAAAUUACCUAUGUUGCCCCCAUUGCUUUCAGAGAAACUAGGAUCACUUAAUCCUGGAGUAGACAGACUCACCUUCUCAAUUUUCUGGGACAUGACUCUUGCUGGUGAGAUUCUGGACCAGUGGAUUGGCCGUACUGUCAUAAAAUCUUGUUGCAAACUCUCGUAUGAAAAUGCUCAGGCCAUUAUUGAUGGGCUAUUUAAUGUGGGUAGUUUUAGUACCUUAGACGGUUGCCCUCAAUUGCAUGGCCAGUUUGAAUGGUCUGAUGUUAUUAGAUCUGUUAAAAGCCUUCAUGAAAUUUCAAAAACAUUGAAGGCGAAGAGGUUUGAUGAUGGGGCAUUGCGUUUGGAAAGCUCCAAACUGGUUUUCUUAUUCGACGAAGAUGGAAAUCCUUACGAUGGUAUACUUUCAGAAAGGACGGACUCAAAUUUCCUUGUUGAGGAGUUUAUGCUUUUGGCCAAUAGGACAGCUGCAGAAGUAAUAACUAGAGCUUAUCCUGAUAGUGCAUUGUUGCGUAGGCAUCCGGAACCUAACUUGCGGAAGCUGAGAGAGUUUGAAGUUUUUUGUAGCAAACAUGGUUUCGAAUUGGACACUUCUUCUUCAGGCCACAUUCACCAUUCAUUAGAGCGGAUUAGAGAGACACUCAAGAAUGAUUCUGUGUUGUUUAAUAUUCUCUUGUCGUAUGCUACGAAGCCGAUGCAAUUGGCAACAUAUUUUUGUAGUGGAGAUUUAAAAGACAGUGAAAAUGAUUGGGGGCACUAUGCUUUGGCUGUUCCUCUCUACACUCAUUUUACUUCACCGCUGCGUAGGUAUCCGGAUAUUGUAGUACACCGGACAUUGGCUGCUACAAUUGAAGCUGAAGAGAUGUAUUUGAAGUAUAAAAGAACUAUGCAAAAACUGAAGAAUGGGAAGGAAUUGACAAGAUGGUGCUUCACUGGUAUUUGUUUUGAUAAAGAUGCAGCAGAAUCGAGUGAAGGUCAGGAAGCAUUAUCUGCUGCAGCAUCAAAACACAGAAUUCCAUGCAUGGAAAUCCUUGCAGACGUUGCUGCUCAUUGCAAUGAGAGGAAGCUGGCUAGUAAGCAUGUCAAAGAUGCUAGUGAUAAACUCUACAUGUGGUUUCUUCUCAAGAAAAAGGAGAUUGUAUUGAGUGAAGCAAGGGUACUGGGUCUGGGGCCAAGAUUCAUGUCAAUAUAUGUCCACAAGUUAGCUAUUGAGCGGCGUAUAUAUUAUGAUGAAGUUGACGACCUGAAUGUAGAAUGGCUUGAAUCAAUAUCCACAUUGUUGCUCAAUUUAUCCACACAUAAACGCUUCCAGAGGAGAGGUAGCCCAGGUAACUACAGGACAAUUGAAGAUGUUGCACUUAUUAUGAGUCCAUUAGAGUUGCCAUUGGAUUUUCCUGGAGAUAGUGGUGACAAGGGCUGUGCAAAAGGGAAUAUUGAACCAAGUAGCAGCGGCUGUGCAUCUCAAAUAGUAGGGGAUACUGGUGUAGCAUCACUGGAUGCGGCACCCAUAUCAAAAUCGGGAAUUGCAGAAGCCAUUGAAAUUGAGCCUUCUGUAUUCCCCCUCACGCUACCCCUUCUUUCAACAAUUCCCAUUGCUCUUCAUGCUGUUGGUGGGGAUGAUGGUCCCAUUGAUAUAGUUGCAAGACUGUACAUGAGCUCAUAUUUCAGGUAAUUUGGAGUUUGGGAGUCAUAUACUAGUUGUUGCAGUUGACGGAAUUAGGAUGUGGAAACAGAGUUUCGUUUUUUGUUUUUGGAAUGGAAUCUCUGUUGUAGAUAUGACAUAGAAUAUCGUUGAAGUAGUUUUUGAAACUGAAUAAUCUAUGGCUGAUGCAAUUAUGUGUUCGAUAUUGGAUAUACAUCUUGUGGGGAAUAGGCCUUUGUUUUUGUUGGCCAUUUCCACGCAGGAUAACUCGGUUGACAUGCCUGUGUCCAGUGUUUCAGUGCCAUGCAUUGGAGUUGGAGUCUGAGUCUGGGUCCAAGUCUAAUUCAUUUUGUAUCGGAAGCUUUAGCUUUGUUAGACUGCACAACCCAACUAGUUUUUAAUGUUGGGUGGUCUGUUGUAGUUGAAUUAGUUUCCAAGACAUUGAUGCACCAUCUUGGCUCUCUGGAGUUUGGUGACUGUUGCGGCUUCAUAUACUCUUUCAAUCUUUGCUUGAACUUUUUGGGAUAUGUGUAUUGCUGUGCUUCUGGUGGUCAGCAAUUUAGCAAAUUUUUGAAGGGACAAUUAAACCGACAUUGCGUUGUUGCAAUGCUAAUGAUGUGUCAUUUAAUUAUGUUUCAUAUUUUCAUAGGAGCAGUUUGGGCCAUUCUUGUGAACAUUGUUUGCUUGUUUGGUGUUAAGAAAACAUCAUAUUUGUCUUCAAUAA